AUGGUGUCCCCGGCCUCCCCCUCGAUCAUCACCGACACGAGAGGAGACGAGGAGAUAAUUUUCCCCCGACCGCCCAUCCACCUCCUCGCCACGCCCACCUCUCCUCAUCCACCCUCCCUCACCUCCUCGCCACGCCCACCUCUCCUCAUCCACCCCCUCUCACCUCCCGCCACGCCCAUCUCCCUUCACCCACACUCUCAACUCGACUCCCCGCCCAAUGCCGCUCCGUCUCCAGCCACCCACACAGCGGCCUGCCACCACGCUCUCUCCUCCACGACGCCAGAUAAGUUCGGCCAGCCAUCCCCUGCACCAAACCCUCGUGCCACCCACACAAAGACCAUUAGAGGCCAUCACAUACACAAGCAGCACCAGACAAGCAGCGCGAUCCUGGCCACUGCCCAACACACAGUGCGUCUCCAGCGCCAGCUGUCAUCAAGUUGGAUCUUGGUCGCCGUCAUCCGCCCACACUCGCACCCGCGCCACCCUCCACACCCACAGGCCACUACCCACACCCACAGCCCACGCUCCACCGGCGCCACCCUACACACCCACAGUCCAGCCCACACCCACAUCUGCACCACCACACCCACACCAGCGCCACCCUCCACACCCACAGCCGCACCACCCUACACACCCACAGGCCGCACCUACACGCACGCCACCUCAAUAUUGCUCAUACAUAAAAUAACUAACACAAUCACCACAAGGGGCAAAUGA
Messenger RNA from Scylla paramamosain (green mud crab), 717 nucleotides. RefSeq lists its product as uncharacterized. Lineage: Eukaryota; Metazoa; Arthropoda; Malacostraca; Decapoda; Portunidae. The record is from RefSeq and is a predicted model, not a curated record. The coding region runs from base 1 to 717 and encodes 238 amino acids. The transcript is spliced from 4 exons.